CAUACUGUAUCAAUGGACUAGGGGAGGAGAAUGAGAAGGCGAGGAAGGUGUUUCUACUGUCUGUCUCAUAAUCUUGAGUUUAAAAGUUCUCUCAAAGAGGAUACUAAGUAGUUCAACACAGUGUGAAGACUGCACAAUCUGUGAAGAAGAGAGGACGCGCACAGCAUACCACGGCAAUAUUAUUUUGUGCCUGCGCACGGGACUGUUCAGUCAGCGGCUGCCAGUGGUGAUUCAAUAAACACUAACCCGUCGGAGAACACAUAGGUUACAAAGAUGCCUGUGGAAACGCUGUCAGUCAGACACACUCUGUCUAAUGUGGGUAGGUUCCCAUCAGUCACAUUGGGAUGGGGGCAGGAUGUGCCAGAGAAGGAGGAACCAGAGGAGGAGAACACAGAGGAGGGGGCGUGUCGACAAUGGUUACGUAAGAUCUGUCCUUGCUGCUGUCAAAGACUGAGCGAUGAUGAUGACAUCACAGAUACGGUCAUGACCGGGAUCCCGGAUGUCGACAACAAUGCAGGGAUGAAUGCCGACAAGCCAGUCACUGGUGGAAGUGAGCUCGAAGAGCUGUUGUUGACAGUGCGGUCCAUAGACCUGAUGAAAACCAAGACGGGUCUGAACCGCCUGGAGCAUCACACAGACCGUUACUACGGUGAUGACCUCAUCAUCCGCAGGGGGAAUACCUUCAUGAUGUGGCUUGACCUCUCACGACCUUACUACCCCAACACAGACAGACUCCACCUGGAGCUUAAGACAGGAUCCCUGCCUACAGUGGCAAAGGGCACCCAUGUCAUCAUCCCAUUGGUUGAGGAGCUGGAGGAUAACCGCUGGGAGGCCAAGAUCGUGAAAUGGGACGGCAACAGGAUCAAGCUGUCUGUUAACUCCCUGCCCACUGCCAUGAUUGGCCGAUACCAGCUCACUGUGGCAACGCAAAGCCCGAAGGGCAAGGCCACAUCUACACAUGACCCAGGGAAUGACAUCCGCAUGCUGUUUAACCCUUGGUGUGAAGAUGACACAGUGUACAUGGACGAUGAGGAUGAGAAGAAUGAGUAUGUCCUGAAUGACGUCGGCAGGCUUUACUAUGGCACAGAGAACCAGAUUGGUGCAAGAACAUGGAACUAUGGACAGUUUGAUGAGGGGAUCCUGGAUGCCUGUCUGUAUGUUUUGGAGAAGAGUAUAACCCCCCCCUCAGGCUGGGGAGACCCUGUCAAUGUAGUUCGAGUCAUUUCAGCCAUGAUCAACUCCCCAGAUGAUUGUGGGGUCGUGGAGGGUAAUUGGUCAGGGAAGUAUGUGGGAGGGACUUCCCCUACAGCCUGGAGUGGCAGUGUGGACAUCCUGAAGAAGUACCAUAAGGACGGAGGCAUACCAGUCAGAUAUGGCCAGUGUUGGGUCUUCUCUGGGGUCACCACCACAGUGUUGAGGUGUUUGGGCAUUCCCUCCCGUAGUGUGUCCAACUUCAACUCUGCCCAUGACACAGAUGUCUCCCUGACAACAGACGUGUACUUCAAUGAAAAUUUGGAGUCUAUAGAUCACCUCAACACUGACUCCAUCUGGAACUUCCACGUGUGGAACGACUGUUGGAUGGCUCGUCCAGACUUGCCACCAGGUCAUGGUGGCUGGCAGGCGGUAGACUCCACCCCCCAGGAGACCAGCCAGGGCACCUUCCGCUGCGGCCCUGCCUCCAUCACCGCCAUCCGCAACGGACAAGUGUUCCUCAAACAUGACUCACCCUUCAUCUUUGCCGAGGUGAACAGUGAUAAGAUAUACUGGCAGAGGAACCUGGAUGGCACCUUCACCCAGAUCCACAGUGAGAAGAAUGCAGUGGGCCACUGUAUCAGCACCAAGACUGUGGGCUCAGACGAACGCAACGAUAUCACACACCUUUACAAGCACCCAGAAGGCACAGAAGAGGAACGCAUUGCUGUGGAGACUGCCAGUCGCUAUGGUUCCAAACCAGAUACCUACUCCUCUCCAAUCGCUGAGGAUAUAUCAAUAGAGGUGACCAUGGAUGGGGAGGGGCCACGCAUGGGGGGAGAUGCAAAACUGAACAUUGUCAUGCGAAAUGCUAGUUCUCUACCACGCACUAUCAACCUCCACAGCCAGGUGGCAGUCAUGUACUACACUGGCGUGCUCAAGGCCACCGUCAAGAAGGACAAAACGCCUGUGGAGCUGCUAGCCAAUGAAGUGAAGACCCUGGAGUGGAUCCUUGAGUACCAGCACUAUCAGGACCAGCUAGUGGACCAGGCUGCUCUGAUGCUGACCCUCUCAGGCCGGGUCACUGAGACACAGCAGGUCCUUGCCACUCAGUUCAGCUUCCGCCUCCGCACCCCUGACCUCAUCAUUAAGCCGGCAGGGGAGGCUGUGGUGGGGAAAAAGAUGGCGGCUAAGAUUUUCUUCACUAACCCUCUGCCACGCACGCUGAAGGGAGUGGUGUUCCAUGUGGAGGGGCUGGGCCUGCAGAGUGUUCGACAGAUCGCUGUUGGUGACGUGGCCAGUCGCUCCUCUGUGACUCUGACGGAACACUUUGUUCCUACUCUGCCUGGAUCCAGGAAACUGGUGGCUUCUCUGGACUGUAAGCAGCUCACACAAGUCCACGGUGUCGCCAACAUUGACGUCAAGGAGAAAUGAGCCUUUGGACACCAUAGACCCCUUUUGGUCUGCUUUACAAUUGAGGCAUAAUCACUGUGAAUGACAGAAGACGUUAUCACCCUCUCCUCUUCCAUACCAGACCACUGAUGAUGCUGUCGAGUUCAUUAUGAUGUUUGAAAGUACAGUCUAAGUUUGAGACACAGGAAAACCAAACACCAUGCACAACAAACCUUUUCAAUCAUUAUAUGUUUCCACUUGAGGAUUCCUGUCCCUUAUAUUGUAACAUUUUUACAUCCCUUCCACUCAAUAUCAGAUUGGACCUGUAUAAUGUGCCUUGGAAAGUGCCUAAGCAUAUGAUUACAGUCUUUACAAGAUUGGUAUUAGAACUUGUAUAAUUGCAUGACAUUUCAAAAUGUAUCUUACCUACUGAACAGAGCACAAGCUACAGUAUAUGACACAUGGGAACAAUAAUGUUUGUUUAGUAUGCUGUACAGUAAAGCAAAAAUACUGUGUACAGAGUGGUUUGUUAUGUUGCCAGAGCAUUGUAUAUCUAUGACACAAUCAGCUUUUUCUCAGAUAUUAUUUUCUAACACUUAUUAGAAGGGGUAUGUGAAUAAUGAAUAAUGCUAUGGUGUUAUUAACUUGUAAAACGUUGUUGAUUUUAAGAGAUCAGUUCUUUUYAACAUACAGGUAACUGUCAAAAUAAAGGAAACACUUGAGUAAAUGAGGAAUACAUUGUAUAUUGAAAGCAGGUGCUUCCACACAGGUGUGGUUCCUGAGUAAUUGACAUCCCAUUAUGCUUAGGGUCAAGUAUAYAAAUUCUGGGCAGGCCAAGUUGCCCAUUAUUUUGCUACCAUGGUUAUGCCCCCAUCCACAGGGCACGAGUGGGCACUGAAUGGUUUGAUGAGCAUGAAAAUUAUGUAAACCAUAUGCUAUCGCCGUCUCAGUGACCAGAUCUCAACCCAACACUUAUGGGAGAUUCUGGAGCAGUGCCUGAGAGCGUUCUCCACCACCAUCAACAAA
Messenger RNA from Salvelinus sp. IW2-2015, 3609 nucleotides. RefSeq names its product protein-glutamine gamma-glutamyltransferase K. Gene Ontology annotation, molecular function: protein-glutamine gamma-glutamyltransferase activity. Gene Ontology annotation, biological process: peptide cross-linking. The record is from RefSeq and is a predicted model, not a curated record. Lineage: Eukaryota; Metazoa; Chordata; Actinopteri; Salmoniformes; Salmonidae.